AUGAAUAACUAUAAUAAAAUGGAUAACCAAGCACCUUUAAGAACAUGUGAGAAGUGUAUGUGUAAAAUUACAUACAAGAACUAUGCCAGACAUUUAAAAACAAAGAAACACAAUGAAGUCAAGAUUAAUGUGAAAGAAUUAAAGACGGAAUUGAAGUGGUAUGGAAUGAAAAAUGUUGAUAAAAUGAAAAAAUCAGAUUUGUUAGUGAACAAAGAUAAAAUCAAGGCUAUUAAUAUUGAUAGAGAAAAAUUGUUGAAAUUAUCAAAAAAGAAAUUGAUUGAGUUUAUUCAGGAUAACAAUUUCAAUAUUAAUAAACAGUUGAGAAAAGAUCAAAUAGUAGAAAGGUUACUCGAUUUUCACUCAAAUAAAACAUUACCUCUGCCCAAAUGGGAAUUUGUGGAUGAAAAUUUUAAAUCAAGACAUGCUCAAUUUGAUAUGAAAAAUAACUGGGAUAUUAAAGAUAUGUCAAAGUUUUUACAUUUUAUGAAAAAACAUGUUAGUUCUUUACUUCAAGAAUGGAUGAAAAAGCAUAGUGGUAUUAAAGUGAAUUUUUGUGUUUCUGCAACUUAUGUAGACACUCGAGAUGAAACAAAAAUUGCAUACAAACAUUUGCAAACUAAGAAUGAUAGAAUUACUAAUAGAAGUGAAUUAACAAAUGGAAUUUCAACUUUAAUGAAGAGUGUACUUGAUAGACAUGAAAAUAUCAUUGAUGAAUUAACAGGUAGUCCAUGGCGAAUAAUAUCAAUCAAUAGUUUUAGAGUAAAUAUAAACAAAUAUGACCCGCUUAGAGCAAGUUCCUAUAUUGAUCUUCCAAAAAUUUUAAAAGAUAAGAAAGCAAUUAUAAAUGUUAAAAAUACUGAUAAUAAAUGCUUUUUAUGGUCACUUUUAGCAUGUUUAUAUCCUGCAAAAGAUAAUCCACAAGAAAUAAUAAAGUACAAAGCAUAUGAGAAAACUUUUGAUAAAGCUUUGAAAGAUAUUGAAUUUCCGAUGAAAAUUAAAGACAUAGAGAAAUUUGAAAAUAAAGUGAAUGAAUUGAAAUUGGUAGAAGGUGGAUUAUCUAUUAAUGUUUAUCAUCAUGAUGAUCGUUAUAAAAUUUAUCCCUUACAUAUUACUAAAGAAGAGAAAACAAAACAUGUUGAUUUAUUGUAUUUAUGUGAAGAGAGUAAUGAUAGAAAUACUCACUACUGUUGGAUUAAGGAUCUAACAAAAUUGAUUAAAAGUCAAUUAACCAAAAACACUCAAAAAAUACAUUUUUUGUGCAAAAGGUGCCUUUGUCAUUUUUACAGUGAAGUUAAAUAUUUAGAACAUAGAGAAAGCUGUAAAGUACACGAUCCAGUUGCAGUAAAACUUCCUCUUAAAAGUGAUAACAUUUGUGAAUUUACAAACUAUAAUCGAUCAAUGAAAAUUCCUUUCACAAUAAUAGCUGAUUUUGAGUGUAUACUUAGAAAACUUGAAAAAACUAAAGUAGAGGAAGAUGCUAAAACACAAAAAAUUCAAGAGCACGUACCAAUUAGUUGUGUUUAUUACAUUUUAUAUGAGAAUGGAGAAAUAUCAGAGAACAUGUUUGAAUAUUUUGGAAGUAAUACCCCUCAAGUAUUGUGUGAAAAAUUAUCAGAAGAUGCAUAUCAUGAUGAUCAAACACUGACUGAUAGACUAGAGAAAUUAGAAUUAGAUUUGAAAGAGAAAUUAGAUGAUGAAGAAAAAAAUAAAAAGAAAGUUCAGGAUCAUGACCAUAUAACAGGUGAAUAUAGAGGUGCAGCUCAUAGUCUUUGCAACUUGAAUUACAAUGUACCUAGUUUCAUACCCGUCUUGUUUCACAACUUUUCUGGUUAUGAUUCCCACUUAUUAGUCAAAGAAUUUGCUGGAACUACAGAUAAUUUAAAACUAAUUCCAAAUAAUGAGGAAUCUUACAUCAGCUUCUCAAAAGUUGUAAAGUUUCAACACUAUUCAGGAAAAGAGGGUAAAAUAGAACUUAGAUUUUUAGAUUCAUACAAAUUUCUAUCUGAACCACUUUCUAAAUUGGCUAAAAACUUGGAAAUGUGUCAUUUCAAAAAUUUAAAGAAAUGGUUUGAUAAUACAGUACCACCUGGAAAUGAUUCAUUGUUCAAUUUGUUGACUGAAAAAUUGGCUUACCCUUACGAUUAUAUGGACUCAUUAGAAAAAUAUGAUGAGGAAGAGUUACCAUCUAGGGGAAAUUUCUACAACUCCUUGAAUGAUGAACAUGUAGAUGAACAGGAAUUUUUACGUGCUCAAAAAAUUUGGGAACAUUUCAACAUUAAAAAUCUAAAAGAGUUUACAAUGUUGUACAAUAAAAUUGAUGUACUCUUGCUAGCAGAUGUGAUUGAAAAUUUCAGAAAAACUGCACUUGAAAUUUACAAGUUAGAUCCACUUUGGUAUUAUACUACCCCCGGAUUUGCUUGGGAUUGCAUGUUGAAAACAACAAAACAAAAAUUGGAAUUGAUAACUGAUGUAAACAUGUUGUACAUGUUUGAAAAUGCCAAGCGUGGUGGAAUUUCCCAAUGUUCAAAUAGAUAUGAAAAAGCCAAUCAUAAGUACAUGGGUGAAAAAUUUGAUAAAAAUAAAGAAUCAACAUUCAUUCAGUAUUUGGAUGCAAAUAAUUUAUAUGGAUGGGCUAUGAGUAAACAUUUACCAUAUGGAGGGUUUUGGUGGGCAAAUCCAAACGAUUUUACUUACAGUAGAAUUUUGAAAAUGAGAGAUAACCAAAGCAAAGGAUAUCUGUUUGAAGUUGAUUUAAGCUAUCCAGAAACAUUACAUGAUUAUCAUUCUGAUCUACCUUAUUGUGCAGAAAAUAUUAUUGAUGAAAAUAGACUUCCUAAAUUAUUCACAACAUUAUAUGAUAAGAAGAAAUAUGUUUUACAUUAUUUGAAUCUUAGACAGGCUCUUGAAGCAGGUUUGAAAUUGGAAAAAAUUCACAGAGUUAUUCAAUUCAACCAAUCAGAUUGGAUGAAAGUAUAUAUUGAUAAAAAUACAAAGCAUAGACAAAAUGCAAAAAAUGAAUUUGAAAAAGACUUUUUUAAAUUGAUGAAUAACUCGGUGUUUGGUAGAACAAUGAUGAAUGUGCGAAAUCAUGUGGAUAUAAAAUUGAUUAGUGAAGGUAAAAAAUAUACAAAGUUGAAGAGAGAAUAUAAAAAUGAUGUUAAACUUUUGUAUACUGAUACAGACUCAUUAAUUUUGUCAAUAAAAACGCCAGACUUUUACAGUGAUAUGAAAGGAAUGAUUGAUGAAUUUGACACAUCAGACUAUCCUGAGAAUAAUAUAUAUGGUAUUCCUCAAGUUAAUAAAAAAGUUAUUGGUAAAUUCAAAGAUGAAAUGAAAGGAAAAAGUAUUGAAGAAUUCAUAGGGUUAGCUUCUAAAUUGUACUCCAUCAAAGUAUUUGAAGAAGAUGAAAAGAAAAGAGCAAAAGGAGUGAAGAAACAUGGCAGAAACCAAGUGAUAUUUCCCAUUUAG
Molecule: messenger RNA, 3468 nt
Organism: Planococcus citri (citrus mealybug)
Lineage: Eukaryota; Metazoa; Arthropoda; Insecta; Hemiptera; Pseudococcidae
Exons: 4
Coding region: 1-3468 (1155 amino acids)
Molecular function (GO): nucleic acid binding; nucleotide binding
Source: RefSeq, a predicted model, not a curated record